Messenger RNA from Penicillium daleae, 246 nucleotides. RefSeq lists its product as uncharacterized. The transcript has a single exon. The record is from RefSeq and is a predicted model, not a curated record. Bases 1 to 246 code for a protein of 81 amino acids. Lineage: Eukaryota; Fungi; Ascomycota; Eurotiomycetes; Eurotiales; Aspergillaceae.
AUGGCGUCGCUCAUCCUCCAUUCCCAGACAAGCUCGAUCGAGAUCUGUAACACGGUGGAAAUACCCAGACACGAGCAAGUUUCAGAAUGGUCUGGCAGUGGCAGGCUUGCCAAUCAACGCCCAGACGCACCGGCCGUCCCUCGGGAAAUUACCCACCGCAACGGCAGCGCCGCUAAGAAACUUGGCUUCGAGUCUGGUCCAUUCGGGUCUCCAUUCUUGCCAGCCCGUCAAUCUGGGAUUGAUUAA